AUGGGGUGCGGAUCAUCCACUGCGGUGGUGGUGCGCGAUACGUUGCCAGCGCCAGAUGCGCGCAAGACCAACAAGAAGCGCCGCCGCAACAUGAAGGCGCCGCACGGCCACCUGCUGAACACGCUCGAUGAGACCAUCGAGACGGCCAAGGCGUGGCGUGAGUACGCCACGCAACGCCGCCAGCACUUUGCUGAUUGGCAUGCUUGGCUCGGCGAUGAAACGGAAAAUCCAAAUGAACACCGCCUCCGAAAGGCCUGCCAAGCACGCAUUGCCGAAGCCGAAGACCAAUCGGCUCAUGACGUUGACAUGCUCUCUCAUUACAAUGCCCAAGUUGCCAACCUCCAAGAAGUCCUCAAGGUGCUGAAGGAGCACGAUCGUCUGGUGACUGAUCUACGCACCGCUCAGCAACGGCUGCAUGACGCCCGAGAACAUCACCAAGCAGCCGUGCGCAAUCACGAAAAGGCCAAACUCAAGGCCAACUAUCAGACGCUCAAACCCAAGAUUGAACACGAUCUGAUGGAUUUGCAUGCACAAGUCGGGGCCUGCGAGCGCCAAGUUGAGGCCGCCGAGCGCACCGUCGAAAAGUCCGUCGUCAGUACACGUGAGCGCAAGCAGAUGCUUGUGGCCAAAUCGUUGCUCUAUACACAUGCUAGCAUGAUUGAUUAUCACCAGCGCAGCAUUGAGACCCUGCGCAAGUACAACGAACAGAUUCACAUACUCUGCCAGCCUGAAAAGGGAUCGUUUGCGCGCACCUCCGUCACCGCACCUGCGAUAGCGCCGUUUGUACCGGAUCAAUCCGAGGACUCUCAGGGCCCCCCUUUGUCCUUGCCUCCUGCCACACAGCAAUCCAUUGCGGCGCUGGAAGCCCCGCCAGCAAUGGCCCCGUCCACGCUCAACACGACCGCCUCGCCCGCCCUGCCAAGCAGUACGCCAGUCGCCGUUACAUCGGCAAGUGGGACCCCACAAGCGGCCUCUUCGAGCCCCGCAAUUUCCAGCCCGGAAUCUGCUCCUCUCGCGCUACAAGGGCCUGCUACCACACCAGCCGCAGCAGAGACCUCGAGCCCGCCCGUGCGGGAGGAAGUGCAGGCCAACACCACGACCACCUUGGCGAUCGUCCCUAGCACCGACCGGCCUGACCAUGAAGCGCGGGAACGGCGCAUACUACCUCCUAUCCAACGACCUUUGCAAGACGCGGCUGACGAGCUCGAAUAG
Messenger RNA from Monosiga brevicollis MX1, 1212 nucleotides. RefSeq lists its product as uncharacterized. NCBI's taxonomy places the organism in Eukaryota, Choanoflagellata, Craspedida, Salpingoecidae. The transcript has 6 exons. The record is from RefSeq and is a predicted model, not a curated record. The coding region runs from base 1 to 1212 and encodes 403 amino acids.